Adineta ricciae is the source of this 729-nucleotide messenger RNA. The record is from the annotation of a GenBank genome assembly. Lineage: Eukaryota; Metazoa; Rotifera; Eurotatoria; Adinetida; Adinetidae.
AUGGAUAAAAGAAAUCAAAUGACAACUUUAGAAUCAUUACCAAAUGAAAUUCUACUGAUGAUAUUUCGAUACAUCAAUAGUAUUGACCUUCUUCUUUCAUUUAAUGGACUUAAUUCUCGUUUCAACGCUCUUCUUAACAAUCAAUAUUAUCCACAUUGUUUUAUCUUUGAUUCUAUCUCAAAACAUACAUUCGAUACAAUUUGUCAAGACCAUUUACCAUUCAUGGCUAAUCGAGUUAUUUCUUUACACUUUGGAAAUAAUGAACAUGGUUAUACAAAACUCAGUCUCUUUCGAUCAUAUAUCCCAUCAUUUAUAUCAUUUACUCAACUACGAUCACUUACAUUUGAAUCUAUUGUAUCAUAUGAAAUGCUGAGAAAUAUAAUUAAUGAAUGCCAUCAACUUUCUCAUCUUAGUUUUUUGAAAUUUAUUAUGUGUAAACUGGAAGAUAAUGAUACCGAUAUGCAAUUGGUUGUUGAUAAUAUUUGGAGUUUACCUAAACUUACCCUUUGUACUCUUGAUAUUCGUGGUGAGGAUUUUGGUUUUCUAAACGACGAACACUUUUGUAUGCCAAAGACAGUUUCAUUAUCUAUGGAAUACUUAGAAAUAAGUAUGAUGUUUAAUUUCAAAGCAAAUGAGAUAAAUCAUCUGAUUAAACAAACACCUCAUCUCAAACAUCUUUCUGUAUGUCCAACGUUUACUAAUGCUCUGACCAAUGUGUCGAUCAUAUAA